Molecule: messenger RNA, 1917 nt
Organism: Fusarium pseudograminearum CS3096
Lineage: Eukaryota; Fungi; Ascomycota; Sordariomycetes; Hypocreales; Nectriaceae
Exons: 1
Coding region: 1-1917 (638 amino acids)
Biological process (GO): transmembrane transport
Molecular function (GO): transmembrane transporter activity
Source: RefSeq, a predicted model, not a curated record
AUGUCAGCACCUAAUAACACGUCGGGUCCAGAGCCCCAAACUCCCCCGCAGACCUCGCCGGAAAUGUUCGAAGUCAACGAAAAGAAGGAUUACGAUGCCACCAACGCCCCCGUAUCCGACGAUGAACACAAGGAGAUUGGUGUCGGCAGAGUUGAAGCCUUCAACAAGGUCCUCUACCAGUCUGGCAAGAAGGGAAAGAUCUUGCUCUGGCUGCUGGGUGUCUCUAUCGGCUUGACCAUGUUCGCCUACGCGCUCGACAUGGGCAUCACCACCACCAUUUUCGGCACACUAGCAGCUUCCACCUUUGGCGUUCACAGUCAGCUUGGUACUGUCAACACAGCGGGACAAAUCAUUCGUGCCAUUAGCAAGCCCUUUAUUGGAAAGCUAGCCGAUAUCACAUCGCGACCUACGACUUAUGUGGUUGUCCUUGUCUUUUACGCUGUCGGCUUUGCAGUUGCUGCAAGUGCCUCUGGCUUUACCUCGUAUGUUAUCGGCAUCUGCUUCACAUCCGUCGGCAAGUCAGGUCUUGAUCUUCUCAGCGAUAUCAUCGUCGCUGAUUUGACACCCUUGGAAUGGCGAGGUUUCUUCAGCGCCUGUCUUGCUCUUCCGUUCAUCGUCACCGUGCCUGUCAAUGGCUUCAUCGCUGAAGGCUUUUACGAGGACUGGCGCUGGGGUCUCGGCAUGUUUGCCAUUCUCGUCCCCGUUCUUCUCCUCCCUGCCAUCUUCACCCUCUACACUAUGCAGCGCCGUGGUGAGAAGGCGGGAAUGGUCACCAUGGCUGAUUCCAAGGAUGUGCGAACUGGUCGUACCGAGGCCACGCCCAAGAACUUGACCUACUGGGCCAAGCUUGCCUACCGCGGUUUGAUCGACAUUGACAUUGUCGGUCUCAUCCUUCUUGGAUUCGCAUUCUCCCUCAUUCUUUUGCCUAUCACUCUGGCCAAGAGCGCCAAGGGCGGCUGGAACAACCCCAGCAUGGUUGCCAUGAUUGUCGUGGGAUUCGUCGUUCUCAUCCUGUUUGGUCUUUACGAGUACUUCCUCGCCCCCAAGCCCAUGAUGACCAAGCGCAUUCUUCAAAACAGAGCUUUCAUCGCUGGCGUUAUUAUCCACAUCUUCAACCAGAUGGCUUCGUCUGUGCGCAAUACCUACUUCUCGUCUUAUAUCCUCAUCAUCAAGGAGUGGACAACCUACCAGUGGACCAUCUUCCUUGGUAUCACCACCAUGGGUCUUUGCCUGGUCGGUCCUAUCGUUGGUCUCAUCCACCGAGUCUCCCACCGCUACAAGGGUCUCAUGAUCUUUGGUGCCGCGGCUAGAAUCCUUGGUUACGGUCUUCUUAUCAGUCCCAAUGGUAUGAUGACUGAGGAUACUGCGCGUCUUGUUGCAGCCCAACUCAUCUUCUGUCUCUCUUCCCUGAACGUCGUUGGUGUCCGAGUCGGUGUCCAGGCUUCUGUCCCUCACGACGACAUUGCCUCUCUCAUUUCCAUCAUCACUCUUUGGUCUACUCUAGGCUCUAGUGUUGGCAGUGCUAUUGCCACCAGCAUUUGGACCGAGCAGAUGGUUGACCAGAUGCACGUCGAGUUGCCCGACGUUGAUGACACCACCAUUGCCACUAUCUACGGCAACAUCAAGACCCUCAAGAAGUACGACUUCUUUGACCCCAUCCGUCAAGGCUCCAUUCGUGCCUACUCUAUCGUCAACGGUCACAUCACCAUUGUUUCUAUCGUCUUUGCGUGCAUUCCCCUCAUUGCCUCUUUCUUCAUGCCCAACUUCUACCUUGGUAAGCAGCAGAAUGCUGUGAACAACAAGGGUCUUGAUGGCGAGGUCGUUGAUGUUCCUAAGAACGGAGCGACGGAUGUGAACAGCACUGAGACAAAGCCUGCUACUUUCAUGCAGAAGAUGGCUGCCUUGUACCGCAAGUAA